Messenger RNA from Sipha flava (yellow sugarcane aphid), 1286 nucleotides. RefSeq names its product cathepsin B-like cysteine proteinase 4. Gene Ontology annotation, cellular component: lysosome. The transcript has 6 exons. Bases 78 to 1097 code for a protein of 339 amino acids. The record is from RefSeq and is a predicted model, not a curated record. Gene Ontology annotation, molecular function: cysteine-type endopeptidase activity. Lineage: Eukaryota; Metazoa; Arthropoda; Insecta; Hemiptera; Aphididae.
CUUCAUGGUUGGUUGGCAUUUCAAUACUAAUUGUAUAUUUUUAUAAUACUGAUUCAAACUAUACAUUUGCAUGCACUAUGUUUAUUAAUUUUUAUCGGAUUAUUGUUGUUGUUUUUUUAAUUAUUAAUUGUGUUAGUUGUACACCUUCAUUUCGAAAUGAAAUGAAUACGAUUAUACAUGAAUUGAAUACCAAACCAAAAAUCUUGUGGAAGGCGGGAUUAAACUUUUAUCCAAGUUUUUUGAAGAAUGUUUCUCGUCUCAUGGGAGUUCUACCUUUGAAUAAACUGCAAACACAAGACAUUUUGUUAACAAAAAAAUUGUCUGUUGCCCGAGAACCUCUUCCAAAUAGUUACGACGUUACAUUAAAAUGGCCUGAGUGCAAAUCGGUUAUUUCGAUUAGAGAUCAAUCUAACUGUGGAUCUUGUUGGGCCCUAUCAACUGCUUCAGCAUUUGGUGAUCGUUUAUGUAUUGCCUCGAACAGAACAAUAAAUAAGGUCUUAUCUGGAGAGUACAUAAAUUCGUGUUGCAAUGGCAAAUGUGGAGACGGAUGCGAUGGUGGUUAUCCAGAAAAAGCAUGGAAGUUCAUACAGAAAAACGGAUUAUGCACAGGAGGAGAAUACGGUUCUAACGAGGGAUGUCAGCCAUAUAGUAUAGCUCCUUGCCCAGGAACCAAAUACUGCAGUAAGAAGGACAAUGAAGCGACGCCACAGUGUUACAAAGAUCAGUGUACCAACAAUAAUUAUGAGUUAUCAUUACAAUCAGAUCUGUAUUACACAACUAAAGUAUAUUCUGUUAAACCAAAAAUGGAAGUAAUUAUGAAUGAAAUAAUUAAAAAUGGCCCAGUGGUUGCUGCAAUGAAAAUUUAUGAAGAUUUCUUAUAUUAUAAAAGCGGAAUAUAUGAGUACACAACAGGUUCUUUACAAGGUGAUCACGCUAUCAAGUUGUUAGGUUGGGGCGAAGACGAUGGAGUACAUUAUUGGUUAUGUGCAAAUACCUGGGGUACUACUUGGGGCAUGAACGGAUUUUUUAAAAUACGAAGAGGAAUAAAUGAAUGUGGAAUUGAAACUCGAAUUACUGGUGGAUUACCGAAAUUGUAAAAUUUAAUUUAAUUACUAAAGUAUUAUUAUUUAUUAAUAACACAUUUAUAUUUGUGUUAAAAUUACCCUUACACGUUUUAAGUUUUUAAUAGAAAUAAGCUACUAUUUCCUAUAAACUGUGAUAACUAUUAAGUAUUAAAGCGUUAAAAUGUAUUGAUUUUUUUAUGAGAUUUGCUGAAAAAUAUACAG